AGUAAAUCAACUACAUCCUCAACAUCACAACCACCGCACUCUCCAAUUGUCCUUCACAUAACACAGAUCGCAAUAUGCCACCACGAAAAAGCGAUGUCGCGAAGCCCGUCACCGGCGAGGAAGCCACACCCACUAAAGAGACAACCGUAGUUCGAGAGGGAACUAGUAUCGAGGUUUGUCUUUAGGUUUAUUUCCCGUACUUUUCUUACAGCCGGUCUCUCUAGCUAGAUUCUUCCGAAUGUGGAUAUUUCGAGUCCGGUCCAGGAGACUCUGAGGUUGACUCUUCUCCUCGUGCUCGAAUUAGAGGUCAAACUAAUGGAUUUCAUGGCCGACAGGAUCUUAAUCUUCCGAAAAGUAUUGUGACGAGGUUGGCGAAGGGAGUUUUGCCGCCGAAUACUCAGAUUCAGGGGAAUGCGAUGUUGGCGAUGAGUAAGAGUGCGACGGUCUUUGUUAAUUAUUUGGCUACGCAGUGAGUUGGACUCUUUAUUUCGAAGGUUUGGGAGGGUUUGCGGGGAAGGUCAAUUGGAGAUUGUGCGGGGAAUUGGAGAAGAGAUUCGAAGGAGGGAAUAUUGCUUGAAAAGAUUGCUAACUUAAUUGUGAAUACAAAGUGCAAAUGAGAACGCACACAAUCGAAGUGUUAAAACGAUAAUGCCGCAGGAUGUAUUCAAGGCAUUAGAUGACCUAGAAUUUCCAGAUUUUAAACCGAGGUUGGAGGCGGAGCUUGCAAGUUAGCAUACGAUUUUAUAUUCUACUAGAAUUGACAUGCUUAGUGGCAGAAUGCCGGAGUCACGACAUGCUAAUCUUGAAUAAAUGAUAACAGAAUUCAUCGAAACGCAAAGUGAUAAGAGAAACACAUACAGAAAGAAAGUCGCAGCGGAUAAAGCAGCUGGGAGUCAAGCGGGAAGAUGGUGAAGGAUCGAAUAAAGGAUAAAGGUAUGGAGAACCAGGAAAAUGAUGAAGAUAAAGGGGUCAUGAGAGAACAGGAGGAAUGAUGAAGAGAUAGAUGGGGAAGAAGAUUUGAUGAGGAUGAAGAAGGGAAGGAGGAUGAAGCGGAUAAUGGAGGAUAGUGAUUGAAGCUAGACUCGAGUUGUGUGGAUCUUUCAAAUGGGGUGAAGGGAAAAAUAUCUAUUUGCUAAAGGGUUGGGACGAUAAGGGAAUCGAAGCGUGCAUUUGUGAUGGAGUUUGGUAUAUGGAUAUAGGUUGUUAAAAAAGUCCGCCGGGUACAAGAAUAUAUACUUCACAAUUAAUGUCUACUGUAGUUCCUCCAUGGAUAGGCAGAAUGAUUCAAGGAU
Messenger RNA from Sclerotinia trifoliorum, 1292 nucleotides. The record is from the annotation of a GenBank genome assembly. NCBI's taxonomy places the organism in Eukaryota, Fungi, Ascomycota, Leotiomycetes, Helotiales, Sclerotiniaceae.